Messenger RNA from Cannabis sativa, 1797 nucleotides. Its product is annotated as probable glycosyltransferase At3g42180. The record is from RefSeq and is a predicted model, not a curated record. The transcript is spliced from 4 exons. Gene Ontology annotation, molecular function: glycosyltransferase activity. Lineage: Eukaryota; Viridiplantae; Streptophyta; Magnoliopsida; Rosales; Cannabaceae. The coding region runs from base 37 to 1569 and encodes 510 amino acids.
UGCUAGACAUAAUUCUAGAUCAUUAUUAUAUAUGUAAUGAACCUUGAAGUUAAUAUAUAUGUAAUCGAUCAAUUAUUUCAGCCACUAGAAGCCAUGGCUUCAACCUUAAGUCAUUCCACAAUUUUGUUGUUCAUUUCAACUUCCCUACUUCUUCUUCUUCUUCCUUUCCUUUUGCAUAAUAAUAUAACCUUGAGCCAAAUCCAAUUUAUCAAUAAUAAUUAUAUUAAUACCUCUAUUCCUAUUCUCAUUUAUCAUAUUUCGAACACCAGUAACGUUAUAGUUCCACCAAAAGUUUCUGAUGAAGACACUUUUCUCUCAAGUUUAAAGCAUCAAAACAAUACAAUGAUUACUAUUAAUAACUAUCACAUUCCUGCUAAAAAGAUAAUCAAGAAGAAGAAGAAUAAGUUGAAGAGAAUUGAGUAUGAUCUGGCUAAGGCCCGACUAGCUAUUCGUCAAGCUAUUAUUUCCAAAAGUUUUAAGUCUGAUAAGAAUGAGAGCUUUGUACCAAAAGGUUCAAUUUACAGAAACCCAUAUGCUUUUCACCAGAGUCAUAUUGAGAUGGUAAAAAGAUUCAAAGUGUGGAGCUACAAGGAAGGAGAACGACCAAUAUUCCACAUGGGCCCAAUGCGUAGCGUGUAUGCUAUUGAAGGACAAUUCAUUGAAGAAAUAGAGAGUGAGGAGAGUCCUUUCAGGGCUAAAUAUCCUGAGGAGGCGCACACAUUUUUGAUUCCUAUCAGUGUAUUUAACAUCAUUAUGUUUAUUUAUAGCCCUAUUAUUCACCCGUCUGACUACAAUCGAGAUCGCCUCUAUCGAGUGAUGAAUGACUAUGUUAGUGUUGUGGCUAAUAAGUACCCAUUUUGGAAUGAAAGCAAUGGUGCUGAUCAUUUCAUGGUUUCCUCCCAUGAUUGGGGUCCAGAAGUAUCACAUGGAAAUUCUCAUCUCUUCAAAAACUUUAUAAGAGUUAUAUGUAAUGCCAACAUGUCAGAAGGAUUUCUACCCAAAAGAGAUGUAUCACUACCUGAAAUCUAUUUGAGAAGAGGAACAUUGGGCCCAGCAGAUUUGGGCCAAUCCCCGCAAAGGCGCAAAAUAUUAGCCUUUUUUGCUGGUGUACUCCAUGGAUAUAUUAGAAAGAUCUUGUUCGAGCAAUGGAAAGACAAAGAUAAAGAGAUUCAGGUGUUUGACAAGGUACCAAGAGGGCAAAAUUACACUAAGCUGAUGGGAAAAAGUAAGUAUUGUUUGUGUCCAAGUGGAUACGAAGUGGCUAGCCCAAGAGUGGUGGAGGCGAUCAAUGCUGGGUGUGUCCCUGUAAUAAUCUCUGAUAGCUACUCAUUACCCUUCAAUGAUGUACUUGAUUGGAAUCAAUUUAGCAUUCAAAUCCCAAUCUCAAAAAUACCUGAAAUUAAGAACAUCUUAAGUGAUAUUUCAAAUGAGAAGUACUUGAUACUAUAUCAUAAGGUUUCUCAGGUAAAAAGACAUUUUGUAUUGAAUAGACCGGCUCAACCGUUUGAUGUGAUUCACAUGGUGCUUCACUCAAUUUGGUUAAGACGACUCAACUUGAACAUCUCCUGAUUGAACGUUUAUUAGUUUAGUCAUUGUUUGUUACAAUAUAGCAGUAAGGGUUUCAACUUUCAACCUAGCUGAAAUCUCCAAACUAAAAAUCGAAAAAAUAAUAAUAAUACCGAGAAAUAGGUAAAAAUAAUUAAAAUUUUGAUAUACUUAAACCUUCACGUAUAACCAAUUAAAGAAUUAAUGCACAAAAAUGAUUGGAAAUUUCAGCUUAAAGGAGGCUGAGUAUAA